This is a messenger RNA of Rotaria sordida, 3969 nucleotides long. Lineage: Eukaryota; Metazoa; Rotifera; Eurotatoria; Philodinida; Philodinidae. The record is from the annotation of a GenBank genome assembly.
AUGUCCACGGAAGAUGAUCGAGUUCCAUGUCAUUUCAAGAACUUACAAUUAAAUCCAAAAGCAGCUCGUACAAUUUAUAAUAAUAUAAAUGCUAAAUUAGCAUUGACAAAAACGAUUCGAACAAUUCCAUUAGAACAAUCUGAUAUCGAGCAAACAAGCAGUUACGAUCGUAAAUUAGCAUAUUUUAUACGGUUUCAUUUGUGUGAUAUUUUGACAAGUGAUCAUCGUCAAAUUUGGCUUAAUAUUCAGACAAAAGCACUUGAUGAUAUCGAAGAUCGUAGUCAAAUUUUAAAAGAAAUUCCUGAUGAAAUUCGUGUGGUUUAUAGUUUUGGAGCCAUGCUCUCAUGUGAUACUUUUAUUGGACAUACAGAUGAACGAAAUCUUGCGAAUAUUUAUGUGCAAAAAUUUCCUAAAGCAAUUAAAUUAGAAACAACAACAUAUUUUCUAACAAUUCGAUUCAAAAACAUAGAUCCACAGAUUUUAAUCAAUCACUCUACGAAUGACAAUUCAAUUCAAAUUAUUUUCAUGCUUAAAUCCUCACCGAUCGUCGAAAAAAAAGAAGGAAAAAAAUGCAAUCACACACAACUGAUGAAACAACUUCCACUAUGUAGUGAUUUACUUGUACGAUUUUUUCCGGCUAAUGCAGCAUGGAAAUUCUUACGUAACUUACCAAUAGCUGGUUAUACUCGAAGAGCAUCUGAUGAUUUAUUUCAUAUCAAUUUUGCUUUAUUUCGUUGGCAAAAAGAUCCAAGUAAUUUUUCACCUAUAGGUAUGCCGUCAUAUCCUUCUGCUUAUGAUUCUUAUGGAAUGGAAAUGCUUUGGUCAUCGGGUUAUUUAUUUCAAGAUAAAUACAAUGCUGAUUCUCAAUUCAUAGUUGAUGUUGUACAUAAAAAACUAUAUGAUUUAUCUUGUACAAUCUGGCGUAAUCUAAAACAGAAUCAUUGUUAUCGAAUUAGAGAUGCAUUGCAUGAGGCAACUUCAAAAACAAAUCAUAGAGCUUCUGAUGAGUCAUCACACUUAAAACAAGUGGCAUUUGCAAUUAUAACACCAAAUCGUAUUGAAUAUCAACCGAUGCAAGUGACACGUUGUCAUCGAGGAUUUGAAUUAUAUUCUCCGGAGAAUUGGUUACUUGUUCACAUACGUGAUUAUAAUGGAAUAGAUAAAAUUAAUAAUUUAGAUCUUCAAAUGCGAGUACGUUUUAGAAAUUUAAUGAUAAAAGGUAUUUUUCGCGAUAAACGUUACUUUCAAUAUUUUGGAUCAUCGGGCAGCCAAAUGAAUGAACAUGCUGGUUGGUUUCUAUCAGUUCCUCAGGGAACAACUAUGGAAUCAGCACGUGUACAAAUUGGAGACCUGUCAAAAAUUCUCAAUGUAUCUACUUAUAUGGCACGAGUUGGUCUAUAUCUAACAACAUUAAAGUCACCUGGGUUAUUUAAAUCUAAAACUGAGAAAAUAGAAUACACGGCUACUAUUAUUCCAGAUAUUGAACGUAAUGAAUUUUGUUUCACUGAUGGAUGUGGUACAAUAUCUCUUGGUCUAGCGAAAAAAAUAGCGGAAAAUAUCGGAAUUCAAGUUAACGAAAAGUCGGAUAUUCUAUCGGCUUUUCAAGUUCGAAUAGCUGGAUGUAAAGGAAUGUUAUCAAUUGAUCCUAAAUCGAAAUCAAAUGAAUUCUAUAUUAAAGUUCGAAAGAGUAUGGUGAAAUUUGAAAGUGAUGAUUGGACUCUUUAUGUUGUUGAUCAUUCUCGACCUAUGCCAUUGAGUUUGAAUAAUCAAGUUAUUCGAUUAUUGAGUGAUUUGGGCAAUAGUAAUGGUGUAUUUGAAUCUAUUCAAAUGCGUUGUAUUGAUCGGAAAGAGUUUUGGCAUCCACCAGCAAAAUGUUAUUUGAAUGCAUUAGAGUCUCUGGAUCAAUCAGUAAUAAAUGAAAAUCGACAAAAAUAUAAAAAUGCAAAAAACUUUCUUAUUCGUAAUAAAAUUCCAUUGCCUGUAAAUGAGGCUCGAUGUCUGUUCGGCAUAGUCGAUGAAACUAGUACAUUAAAACCAGGAGAAUGUUUCAUUCAGUAUCGCAGCCUCGAGAAUUCGUCUACUUCCGAAAAAUAUAUUGUACAUACAGGUACUGUAUUAGUUACUAAAAAUCCAUGUCUUCAUCCAGGAGACAUCCGUAAACUUAAAGCUGUAUAUGUACCAAAACUUCAGUCUUGUAUACGCGAUUGUAUUGUAUUUUCUACUAAUGGCUAUCGGCCUAGUUUCAAUGAGAUGGCUGGAGCUGAUCUUGAUGGUGAUCAGUAUUGGGUUUAUUGGGGUGAGGAGUUUUAUAUCGAAGAAGUUGUUAAACCAUUAUUGUAUCCAUCGGCAAAGAAAUCUUGUGUCAAUCAAAUAACAAAUGAACUCAUUGUAGAUCAUGUGCUUGAUACAUUCACAGAUACAGCUCCCGGUAUUAUUGCUAAUACACAUUCGGUGAUUGCCGACAAACAUCUCGAUGGUACACUUUCGAAAGAAUGUGAAGAAUGUGCUCUGCUCUUCGCCCGAGCAAUUGAUGCGCGCAAAACUGGUGAAAAUAUUAAUUUAACGUCCAUUAUGCGACUUAGAGACAAGUAUUGCCAAACAUACCCAGAGUGGAUGAUGAAAUUUGACAAACCAAAGAUGGAUCCACCGAGCAAGUCGAUUAAUGAAAUUCUCUAUCGAAAAGCUCAAGAUGCAUGGAUACAUUCAGACAACUAUAGUGACACUCUGCGAUAUUUUCCGGUUGUUCAAAAUCCAAUAAAUGAAAUAACAAUUGAUAUGAAUGAACAAGAUACAGCUAUAGAACAAGAACAAAUUGAAACCAAGACAGGAUACUGCCGUAAAUUGUGUUGUGUAAUUGUAGUCAUAUUCGUAAUAGUCGUUGUAGUUGUAGUAAUAAUGAAAAAACAAAAACAAUGAACUAGUUUGCUGAACUUAGUCUAUAUCCGUAUAUUAUAAAAAUAAAAUUUUCAUGCUAUUAAAAAUAGUACUUUCUAUGCAUCGUAGAAUGUGAAAAACAACUGGCAAUAUUAAAAUAUAAUUUCUCAUCAUGUUCUAAAUCACAACAAAAUGACAAAUUAGUCACUCGUUGUAUUAGACAAGUUUGAUGUUAUAUAGAACUCUCAAAGUUCAGUCUUCCUGUUUAGAAUAAUUUUAUAUUCAAUAUCGUGAAUGAUGGGUAUAUGAAUUUGGGUGCCGGUGUAGGAUGUGUUUGGUGAUUUCCUUGCGUCCACACCGCAUACCAACCUACCCUCAUACCCACAUCCACACUCAGAAUCGGCUGUUGUGUUGGUGAGAAAAAUACAAUUAGCAUCAAGGUCGUAACCGGACUCCAGGCAGCAUUGUAUAAGAAGCAAAUAGAUAGUAUUUGAAUUGGGUGUGGGUGGGUGUGGGUAUGGGUGUGGGAUGUGGGUGUGUGGGUGUGGGUGUAGGUUAAGAAAAACUUGACACCCACACUCACACCCAGAUUGACCCCAUUAGACAAAAAAAUGCUCGCUUUAUUUUUUUCCUUUAUUUUGUCUGACCAUCCAAAAUGUAGUGGAAUGGACGGGUGACGUCGGACAUACAUACAAUGGCUAUUUUAUUUAUUGGUCGAUUGAUCAAUUACACAGUCAUAUACUCUAUUCUUUGUAUAUUUUAUAUAUAUGUACGUCAUUUCGUCAGUCAGUGCAAUGGCUAAUUCUACUCUAUUGGAAGAUAUAUCGAACGAAAUAUUUUGUGAGAUCUUUGAUUAUUUAAAUGCAUUCGAUUUGUUCUUGGCAUUUGCUUCUCUUAAUUCACGUAUUUCAUCUAUUUUAAAAUUAACUCGUCUUCAUGUAAUUAUUGAUACUGAAUAUUGUCGUCGUCAAAUUGAAUUUCUGUCUCAUCACUUGACCUUUCAUUCCGAUCAAGUUAUUUCGCUGGAUAUUUCUGAUAAAAUCUGUGAUCAAACAAAUGUCAUUGGAUAUCUUUUUAAUCGACAUAAGUUCUCCA